AUGAAUUCAGACUCCAGCCCGAGCAGCAGAGCCUCAUCCCCGGACAUGGAUGCCAUGUUCCUCCGAGAGCACCUCCCUAGCCACCACUUCCAUCACUUGCACCCGCACCUGCAGGCCCACCUGCACCACCACCACCCCGUCUCGUCUUCCACGCAGAGCGGCAAGAUGUCCGAGUCCAAGUCGGCCUCAUCUUCGUCAUCGGUGGAGAGCAGCAGCGGCGGCGUUGGCGGCGGAGGAGGAGGAAGCAACAAGUUCAAACUGAAGAAGCAGGUGACCGAGGAGGAGAUGUACCAGCUGCGCUUAAAGAUCAACGGCCGCGAGCGCAAGCGCAUGCACGACCUCAACCUGGCCAUGGACGGCCUGCGCGAAGUCAUGCCCUACGCGCACGGACCUUCCGUGCGCAAGCUGUCCAAGAUCGCCACGCUGCUGCUGGCCCGGAACUACAUCCUCAUGCUCAACAGCUCCCUGGACGAGAUGAAGCGGCUGGUGGGCGAGAUCUACGGCGGCCAACACUCGGCCUUCCACUGCGGAACGGUGACGCAUCCUGGAGCGGCGGCCGCGGCGGCGGCUGCUGCAGCCGCAGCGGCGGCCGCACACCAGGUCCACCCGCUUCUGGGCGGCGGCCUGUCGUCCUCCGCGACAUCCACCACGUCGUCCACCCUUCCCGCGCUCACCUCCAUCCGGGCCCCGCACCCCAUGAUGAAAGGCUCCCCGGGCGCCGGGCCCCCGAGCCUGCAGCUGGGCUCCGGGUUCCAGCACUGGGCCGGCUUGCCGUGUCCGUGCGCCAUCUGUCAGGUGCCGCCUGCUCCACCUCCUCCCCCUCCUCCUCCAACCCACAUCCCCAUCACCUCCUCCGGCCUCACGAGACUCACGGGGGAGGCCAAGGACGGCAUGAAAUGA
Molecule: messenger RNA, 900 nt
Organism: Nerophis lumbriciformis (worm pipefish)
Lineage: Eukaryota; Metazoa; Chordata; Actinopteri; Syngnathiformes; Syngnathidae
Source: RefSeq, a predicted model, not a curated record